Rotaria sp. Silwood1 is the source of this 2574-nucleotide messenger RNA. NCBI's taxonomy places the organism in Eukaryota, Metazoa, Rotifera, Eurotatoria, Philodinida, Philodinidae. The record is from the annotation of a GenBank genome assembly.
AUGUUACGUAUUGUGAAUCAAAAUAAUCAAUCGUUACAAGUCGUUCCUCUCAAGAAUGUGAAUAUCCAUGGUACAAUUCGUUCAUUUGCUGCUGAUGUGACAAUUACGCAAGUAUUUCGUAACGAUGAAGCAAUACCAAUUGAAGCUGUUUAUUGCUUUCCAAUAGAAGAACAAGCAGCAAUCUAUGCAUUCGUGGCUCACAUUGAUAAUCGAGAAAUUGUUGCUGAAUUAAAGGAGAAGAAAGUAGCACAAAAAGAUUAUACCGAAGCAUUAGAACAUGGUCAUGGAGCAUAUCUUAUGGAACAAGAUGAGAAGUCACAAGAUAACUUCAUUAUCAACGUUGGUGCCUUACCUCCAUCGAAAGAAUGUACAAUCACGAUCUCAUAUGUUACCGAGCUGGACCUUAUUCAAGGUUCCAUCAUUCGAUUCGUAGUGCCGACGACUAUUGCACCUCGGUACAAUCCUGAGACAGGUGGAACAGGAUCACCAGCAGAUACGAAUGCUCAGUACGUGCAAACAAGUCCGUAUACGAUCGAAUUCUGCUGUCAAGUGGAAAAGUUGGGAGGUACACAAAUUGCACGCAUCAAUUCUUCAUCACAUCCGAUUGAAAUCGAUCUUUCACAACGAGAUCAUUACACAGUGAAAUUCGCCCAGCAAAAUACUUAUCUAGACCGCGAUAUUCUAAUUAAUAUUGAACUUGCUGAAAAACAUGAUACUUUUAUUGCAACCAUUGAAUCGGAUGCAAUCACGGCUACGUUCAUGCCUACAGAAGAUGAUUGUCAACGUGUAACCAAAUUUGGCAGUGAAACAAAUGAGUUUGUUUUCGUUGUAGACUGUAGCGGAUCCAUGGACGACGAGAAUAAGAUUGGAUUAGCUCGACAAGCAACUUUACUCUUUCUAAAAAGUUUACCGAUGAAUUGUUAUUUCAAUAUUAUUCGUUUUGGAUCGAAAUAUGUGACCCUGUUCAAUCAAAUCACUGUAGUUUAUAAUGAAGACAAUGCUCGACAAGCUGAAAGGCUUGUCAAGACUAUGCAAGCUGAUUUGGGUGGCACUGAACUUUUAAAACCUCUCAAAUGGCUUGAGCAACACUCACCAACUCAAGGACGAUCUCGUCAAAUCUUUCUUCUUACUGACGGUGAAAUCUCGAAUGUUACUGAAGUACUCGACUUGUGUCGUUCGAUGGCUUUAUCAACACGAAUAUUCUCGUUCGGUUUGGGUCAAUCGCCUAGUCGCUCGUUAGUCAAAGGUCUUGCUCGAUCAACGAACGGUCGAUUUGUUUUUAUUCCUCCAAAUACCACUGUUGAUAUUCACGUUGGAGAACAAUUGCAGAAAGCUCUUCAACGAUGCAUUACUAAUGUAAAAGUGAAGUGGAAUCUCGGCACAACAGUUGUAGAAACUGUACCAAAUCAAUUACCACCAGUUUAUGCUAAAGAUCGUUUAAUUGUUUAUGGUCUCGUAGGUGACAAAUCGGUUCCGUUCGAUCAUAAUUCAUCGGUUGAACUUCAAGUUGAUCAACAGCAACUGAGUGUCGCAAGAAUCAGCCGAAUACCUAGUAUAAGUGAGAACGGAAUGAUUGCACGUCUUGCAGCCAAAGCACUCAUCUUGGAAUUGCAACAUGCUAAACUGCCUGCUAAAAAAACGACAGUUGGCAGUCGACAAUCUCGCUUCCAGGAUAACAUAAAAGAAUCAAACGAAUUGACAAUAUCGGAAAUAAAGGAAGCAGAAAAGAAACGUAUUAUUGAAUUGUCACUAAAAUACAAGAUUUUGAGUCCGCACACGGCCUUUAUCGAUAUCGAAAAACGAACAGAUGGAAACAAUGCUCAUAUGGUUCUUCGGGAAGUACCAAUUCAAAUUUCAGCUGAUGAUCAGCAUCUAACAUCAAGUCCAUAUAAUCAGACUCAUGGAUCCAUAACUCUUAAUAGCAAUCUUAUGGGCUCUUCCGUAUAUGGCACUUAUGUUGGUUAUCGUGUCGGUAUAGGUCGUGAUCGUGGCGGCGCUGCUAGAGAUGACACCUUGAAUAAAAGAUUAUAUUAUUCACUAUCAUCCUGCAGGACCUCAUCUAAAGCUAAUGAUCGACCUGAAUGUGCAAGACGACGAAGAUCAAGAUCAAGAUCAAGAUCAAGCUCAAGCUCAAGAUCAAGAUCAAGAGCAAUAUCAAGAUCAAGAUCAAGGUCGCACUCACCAUCGAAUAGGGAAGACUACUUUCUUAGCAGUUCUAAUAAGCAUACAAAAGCUGUUUCAGCGCAGUCCGACCUAUCGCAAUGGCCGUUGAACGAUCAAGAUAUCGUUCGUCACUUGAUCGAAAAGCAAAGUUUUAAUGGUCUUUGGCAUUUGGAUGUUGAAUCCAUUCAACAGUUAACAGGCAAAUCUUUGACAGACUUUCACUCGAUACAUACCGAUGUACCAGUUCUCAUUUCAGCUAUUGUACUAAUUUUACUUGAGACUCGUUUUGGCGCGCUUAUAUCCAUGUGGCAUGGUGUUGCACAAAAGGCUCGUACGAUCAUCAUCGAAAAGCUUGGCAAAGAUUCAAAAAGUCUCGAAACUUUACUUGAAAGUAUUCGGAAACAACUAUAA